Messenger RNA from Brienomyrus brachyistius, 1832 nucleotides. RefSeq names its product developmentally regulated GTP binding protein 1 (gene drg1). Gene Ontology annotation, cellular component: cytoplasm. The coding region runs from base 168 to 1268 and encodes 366 amino acids. Gene Ontology annotation, biological process: cytoplasmic translation. The record is from RefSeq and is a predicted model, not a curated record. Gene Ontology annotation, molecular function: GTPase activity; GTP binding. NCBI's taxonomy places the organism in Eukaryota, Metazoa, Chordata, Actinopteri, Osteoglossiformes, Mormyridae. The transcript has 9 exons.
UGAUUUCGCCGUACCCUAUGGCUGACUGAAAAGCAUGAGCUGCGGCUGGGAGUGUGAUAUGAACAGUCUGUAAAAAGCUAACAGUAACUUAAAGGCGACACGUCUGGAAUUGGAGGCGCAGUUUUCAAUACCUGGAUUUUUUUUAGUGUGAACCGUACGCGAUCGAAAUGAGUUUGCUUGCCAAAAUUGCGGAAAUCGAGUCCGAGAUGGCUCGGACCCAGAAGAACAAGGCCACAGCUCACCACUUGGGGCUGCUGAAGGCUCGCUUGGCCAAGCUGCGGCGGGAGCUCAUCACACCCAAGGGUGGCAGUGGUGGUGGUGCCGGGGAAGGUUUCGACGUGGCGAAGACCGGUGAUGCCCGUAUCGGGUUCGUCGGGUUCCCGUCUGUAGGAAAGUCCACUCUGCUCAGCAACCUGGCAGGAGUGUACUCUGAGGUGGCAGCCUACGAGUUCACCACCCUCACCACCGUGCCAGGGGUCAUCCGCUACAAGGGUGCUAAGAUUCAGCUACUGGAUCUUCCAGGGAUCAUCGAGGGGGCCAAGGAUGGAAAGGGCAGGGGAAGGCAGGUCAUAGCAGUGGCUCGAACCUGCAACCUGAUCCUGAUCGUGCUGGACGUGCUGAAACCCCUGGGACACAAGAAGCUGAUUGAGCACGAGCUGGAAGGCUUUGGGAUCCGGCUCAAUAAGAAGCCGCCCAACAUCGGCUUCAAGAAGAAGGACAAGGGCGGAAUCAACUUCACUGCCACGUGCUCCCAGAGUGAACUGGACUUGGAGACAGUGAAAAGCAUCCUGGCUGAGUACAAAAUCCACAACGCAGACGUCACCCUCCGCAGUGACUGCACGGCCGAUGACCUCAUCGACGUGGUGGAGGGAAACCGGGUUUACAUCCCCUGCAUUUAUGUGCUGAACAAGAUCGACCAGAUCUCCAUAGAGGAGCUGGACAUCAUCUACAAGGUCCCCCACUGCGUACCCAUCUCGGCGCACCACCGCUGGAAUUUCGAUGACCUGCUGGAGAAGAUCUGGGACUACUUGCACCUCGUGCGCAUCUACACCAAGCCAAAAGGGCAGCUCCCAGACUACACGGCCCCCGUUGUGCUUCCUGACGGACGGACAGCCGUGGAGGACUUCUGCAUGAAGAUCCACAAGAACCUCAUGAAAGAGUUCAAAUACGCCCUCGUGUGGGGCACGUCGGUCAAGCACAACCCUCAGAAGGUGGGGAAGGAUCACAUCCUGGAGGAUGAGGAUGUCAUUCAGCUGGUCAAGAAGUAGAGGGACCUUUUAAACCCACCCCCACACACCCCUUCCUGACCACCACACCACGACUGUAGAUAUGGUUAGGGGCUGGAUGGACUUGGGGGCCCACAAAGUGCAAAUGGCGUUAUCAGUGUUGUCAUCUUGUUCUCGUUUUAUUUGUCAAUAUAUAUGCCUGCAGAGUUUUGUUUAAAACAUGCAUUUUGGCAAGUAUGACUCACUGAUCUCUAAGGGUAAAAAUGUCUUGGGGAUGGUAACGCUGAGAAAGAGGCAAUAUAACAACCUUAUUCCGAAGUGCAUCACUUAAUUUCCACUGAGGCGAUCCUGCUCAAGGUAACAUAUUUAAGUGGGUAGUUUUUUGUGCUGUAAUCAUCUACGAUCAUGGCUAAUACAGACAUACCUUCCAGCAGGUAGCAAUGUCUGAAAUGUUUGUAAAGGAUAUUUUACGAGGCGGAUUUAAAAAACGAUGGACCCCACCAACAAACUCAGUCAUCCAUGUUUAACUGGCUCUUUGGCAGAAUGUGAAUACGUGUGCUUCAAGUCCACUGAUACAUGGGGAAAAUAAAUUCUCAAACUGCGUAA